Messenger RNA from Lachancea dasiensis, 534 nucleotides. Lineage: Eukaryota; Fungi; Ascomycota; Saccharomycetes; Saccharomycetales; Saccharomycetaceae. The record is from the annotation of a GenBank genome assembly.
AUGGGAUCAGACGGAACCCAUCAUGCAGAUUACACUAAGUUUGAUGGCCUCGCCAGAGAGGAAACACUAGAAAUGCUGGUGUCUUCCUACCUAGCUUUGGCGGAGGGCCAAGAUAACUGGGUUUGUAAUCUUGCCAAUGCCUCAUCUUUAAUCUGGCACGCUUACAGAUCUCUACCCGUAGAUAUCAAUUGGGCCGGUUUUUAUGUUUCGAAGGACAGCACGGGCUCCGAGCUGAUACUAGGGCCUUUUCAGGGCAAGGUCGCCUGUCAAGAAAUAAAGUUUGGUGUUGGUGUUUGCGGUACAGCAAUGAAAAUGCGGGAGACACAACUGGUACCUAACGUCAACGAGUUCCCGGGCCAUAUAGCUUGUGAUGGCGAAACCAAAAGCGAGAUUGUGGUUCCCAUUAUAGGUUCUUCUGGCCAAUGCCAUGGGGUCCUCGACAUCGACUGUUUGGAUUACGAUGGUUUCACGAAAGUUGACCAAAUUUAUCUAGAGAAGCUAGCUUAUGCCAUAUCACAAACAUGUAAAUUCUAA